Molecule: messenger RNA, 651 nt
Organism: Acytostelium subglobosum LB1
Lineage: Eukaryota; Evosea; Eumycetozoa; Acytosteliales; Acytosteliaceae
Exons: 2
Coding region: 1-651 (216 amino acids)
Cellular component (GO): mitochondrion
Source: RefSeq, a predicted model, not a curated record
AUGUUGUCGAGAUAUGUUUCAAGCUCAUAUAGAUGUUGCACAUUGGCACUUCGAUCAACUGCAUCAUCAACAUCAUCAUUAUACUCUGUGAAUAAGAGAUCAUUUGCAUCAACUGCAGCUGCAACACUCGAUGUUACUGCAGCACAGGAGGAGUCUCAAGCAGUAGCAGCAACAACAACCGAUAUAUCAAAUACAAACAACAAUAAUAUAGAUAAUAAUACAACACAACAGACACUAUCGAACUUUAGUCAGUCACUGCACAGGUCAACCACCGAGCAAUAUGGAGGCAUCUUCCCACAUGCUGACAACCAAAGACCUCAAUCGAUCGAGGAACUCAUCCUCACAUUCGUCGACCCCUACGCAAGGCCCGCUCCCAAGCAGCCAUACUACCGUUUCACCGAGCCAAGAGAUGGAUACACUGUCGAGACAUUCUUGAAGAAGAUUGGAAGAGGAUGCGAUGCCUUUGUAGAGAAGUUCCCAACUUGGGAGGAUCUGAUGACUUCUAACUCAAAGAAGAUGAAGCACGAGAUGCAGAUACCCGUGCAGAACAGAAAGUGGAUCCUCCACUGGGUCGAGCAGUGGAAGCAGGGAAGAAACCCAGUGCUGAUCUCCAAGUCCAAGUCCAUCGCCAAGAAGAACACAAAGAAGUAA